Poecilia reticulata (guppy) is the source of this 1121-nucleotide messenger RNA. Its product is annotated as olfactory receptor 10J5-like. Gene Ontology annotation, cellular component: membrane. The record is from RefSeq and is a predicted model, not a curated record. Gene Ontology annotation, molecular function: G protein-coupled receptor activity; odorant binding; olfactory receptor activity. Lineage: Eukaryota; Metazoa; Chordata; Actinopteri; Cyprinodontiformes; Poeciliidae. Gene Ontology annotation, biological process: G protein-coupled receptor signaling pathway; detection of chemical stimulus involved in sensory perception of smell.
CGUGAACAUAAUGAUCAAUGCAACCAUGUUGGGUUCAUUCACUUUGUUGGGAUUUAAGGACAGUUCAGCAAAAUACCGCCUGACCCUGUUUGCUCUAACCCUGCUGUGUUACAUUGUGAUUAUAUUUGUGAAUGUGGCUCUUAUUCUUACAAUCAUACUAGAGGAAAAGCUUCACAAGCCCAUGUACAUCUUCCUGUGUAAUCUGUGUUUUAACAGCCUUUAUGGGACGGCGGCUUUUCACCCUAAAUUUCUCUUCGAUCUGUUGUCCAACACUCAUGUCAUUUCUUACACUGGUUGCCUCCUGCAGGUUUUUUUCAUCUACUCCUAUGCAACAACAGACUUCUCCAUUCUCGCGGUGAUGUCUUACGAUCGGUAUUUGGCCAUCUGCCGCCCUCUGGAGUAUCACUCCAUCAUGACCAAACAACGGGUCGCUUUCUUGGUGUGUUUUUCCAGACUGGUGCCAAUGAUCUGCCAGUCUGUUGUCGUGAUCAUGAGCUCCAAGCUGAUUCUAUGUGGCUUCCAGGUAGAGAAACUAUACUGUGAGAACUGGUCCUUUAUUAAACUUUCAUGUUACUCAACAACGUUAAAUAAUAUAGUUGGAUUUUUUGUCAUAAUUCUGUAUUGUGGCCACGCUCUCUUCAUUUUGUGCUCGUACUUUCAGUUGGUUUCGUUUGCUUUAAGGUACCCAGAACGCAGGAGGAAGUUCCUGCAGACAUGCAUGCCGCAUCUAAUAUGUCUGAUUAACGUCAUCGCCACUCUUCUUUUCGACGUCAUGUACGCUCGAUAUGGGUCGGAGUCGGUGCCGCAGAGUCUGAAGAACUUCAUGGCGAUCCAGUUUCUGAUCAUCCCUCCGAUGCUUAACCCGAUCAUCUAUGGUUUGAAUUUAACUCAAGUUCGCAACAGUUUCUUCAGAUUGUGCAGGUACAAAAAGCAGGUGGAGGGAUGAGGAUGAAGGAUGAGGUCGGCCAUGUCGAUGGAAAUAUUUACCGCAUUUGCAACAUAACUUAUCUGGUUAUCUUUCUGACAUUUCUUUACAUCAUGACUCAAUAUUCUAACAGAUUUUACAAGAACUAACUACAGAAAUGAUUGAAAAUGUUUAUUAUUAGCUAUUUUAAAGGAAA